GGCGAGGGGAGGAGGUACCCUUGCCAGCAAAACCAGAAACAAAUGUAACUGCGUAAAAGAACUCCUAUCUAGUGACGGAUGCUCAAAGUUCAGAAGUUUUCAAUGUACGAUUAAGCAAGCAGAAGCGGCAAGUACCGAAAUCAGACUUAGAUCAAAAAAUACGCUGACAAAACCGGAGUCUGAUUUACAUACAACCCAAAACACUGGAGGUGAAAUAGUGCUACGAACUUUGGGAAGUUUGUUGAUCGGGAGCAGUGUGGAACAGAAGAAAUGCAGGCGCGCUAUUCUGUAUCGAGUCCUAACUCUUUGGGCGUAGUGCCCUACAUUAGCAGCGAUCAGAGCUAUUACAGGGCCACGAGUGGUGGAUACACUGGGAUGCCGGCCCCAAUGAGCAUGUACUCCCAUCCGGCCCACGACCAGUAUCCAGCUAACAUGGCCCGAGCCUAUGGACCUUACACCCCGCAACCUCAGCCCAAGGACUUGGUUAAGCCUCCUUACAGCUACAUCGCUCUCAUCACCAUGGCAAUCCAGAACUCUCCAGACAAGAAGAUCACCCUGAAUGGGAUCUAUCAGUUCAUUAUGGAGAGAUUUCCUUUCUACAGAGAUAAUAAGCAGGGUUGGCAGAAUAGUAUUAGGCAUAACUUGUCUCUUAAUGAGUGUUUUGUCAAAGUGCCCCGCGACGACAAGAAGCCUGGCAAGGGCAGCUACUGGACCCUGGACCCAGACUCUUACAACAUGUUUGAAAACGGCAGCUUCUUAAGACGAAGGAGGCGGUUCAAGAGAAAGGACGCGUUAAAGGACAAGGAGGACAGGCAGAUGAAGGACCCACUAUCCCGACAGGCUCGCGAUCAAGAGCAGUCCGCGCAGGGCUCCCAGCCGGUGAGGAUUCAGGACAUUAAGACUGAGAAUGGGACUUCAACACCUCCACAGGCUGCCUCCCCUACCCUCAGCACAGUGCCAAAGACGGAGAGUCCCGACAGUAGCAGCAGCAUGUCCACCGGGAGCCCCCGUAGCAUCCCAUCCAACAGAUCAAUUAACCUGGAUACCUCUGAUCAUCACCAUAGCCAGGCCCCUGUCCAGGGAUUCAGCGUGGACAACAUCAUAACCCUCAGAGGGUCCCCCCAGGGCGCUACAGAACUCAAUCCUACCCUGAUCGCCUCCAGGACAGGUAUUACACCUUGUUUAUCGCUAAGCUACUCUCCUAGCCAAAGUUCUAUCUACAGUUCGCCCUGCAGCCAAAAUGCCAACUCCACUAAUGCUAAUACCAGUGGAACGACCUACCAUUGCAACAUGCAAGCGAUGAGUUUAUAUGCUGGAGACCGGUCGGGCCACCUUGCCCCCACCACCACUAUGGACGAAACACUGUCAGAUUAUUCUGUUACCACCACCACUUCAUCAUUGAACCAGGGCAGUCUAAGCUCAGGACAAGAUGGGCACCACCCUCACCAAGGGCGCCUGGCUUCAUGGUACCUUAACCAGGCAGGAGAUCUGAGCCACUUGGCUAGCGCCACAUACCCCGGACAACAACAGAACUUCCAUUCAGUGCGAGAGAUUUUUGAAUCUCAAAGAAUUGGCUUAAAUAACUCGCCAGUGAAUGGAAAUAGUAGUUGUCAGAUGUCCUUUCCUUCCAGUCAGUCACUCUACCGCACUUCAGGCGCUUUUGUGUAUGACUGCAGCAAAUUCUGACCAAAACACUUGCUUAUUUCUUUGUUUCCUAAAGAUUUUUACAUACCGACGUAAAAAAAGACACCAAAUAUAUUCAGACAGAAAAACAUUUCUUGGUUUGUAAAGGACAGUGUUACUCCAAAUAACACGUAAGUUUCUUCUUGUUUUUGAGAACUGUGUUUAUAAGGUGUGUUUAAAAAAAAAAAAAAGUCAAUCUUUCACGUACUUUUUUUUAAAUGUAAGUAGCAUAUAGUAAUUUAUUUUUUAAUUUUGUAAUCGGGUGUUGUGGACCAAAAACCAAAAGCGUUCUAAAUUGAACUGCCUGAACUAUUAAAAAACAAAACAAAAAAAAAUCUGUUCCAUUAUAAAAGACGGAACCUGUAUAACGCCUUAUCUUUUCGAUUUUCUUUAUAUUUUGCUGAGAGUACUCUGAAGACAUUGCAUUGUUUGUUGAUUAAUAAAUUGCCAUUUUAUUUGAAA
Molecule: messenger RNA, 2145 nt
Organism: Acipenser ruthenus (sterlet)
Lineage: Eukaryota; Metazoa; Chordata; Actinopteri; Acipenseriformes; Acipenseridae
Product: forkhead box C1-A-like
Exons: 1
Coding region: 271-1686 (471 amino acids)
Biological process (GO): regulation of transcription by RNA polymerase II; cell differentiation; anatomical structure morphogenesis
Molecular function (GO): DNA-binding transcription factor activity, RNA polymerase II-specific; RNA polymerase II cis-regulatory region sequence-specific DNA binding
Source: RefSeq, a predicted model, not a curated record